Messenger RNA from Teleopsis dalmanni, 414 nucleotides. It is a transcript of the gene Hey, whose product is annotated as hairy/enhancer-of-split related with YRPW motif protein. Bases 1 to 414 code for a protein of 137 amino acids. The transcript has 2 exons. Gene Ontology annotation, molecular function: RNA polymerase II cis-regulatory region sequence-specific DNA binding; DNA-binding transcription factor activity, RNA polymerase II-specific; protein dimerization activity. Lineage: Eukaryota; Metazoa; Arthropoda; Insecta; Diptera; Diopsidae. Gene Ontology annotation, biological process: regulation of transcription by RNA polymerase II; regulation of neurogenesis; anterior/posterior pattern specification. Gene Ontology annotation, cellular component: nucleus. The record is from RefSeq and is a predicted model, not a curated record.
AUGGAACACAAUAUGCACAAUAAUACUCCAUUGCAUUGGGGCUACGGUUCGGCAGCUGUACCAACUACGCCGCAAAAUCAUUGGGUGCCACCACCACAAACUCAUUCUCUGAAGCGUGCAAUGUCUGAAAGUGAUUGUGAAGAAUUAUUCUCUGAAGAAUCGUCCAAAGAACAAAUUUCACCCAGUGAGCCCGGUAGUUGUCAACUAAUGAGUCGCAAGAAGAGACGUGGUGUUAUUGAGAAGAAACGACGUGAUCGUAUAAAUUCUUCAUUAUCAGAACUUAAGCGUCUAGUACCUUCUGCUUAUGAAAAACAAGGUUCAGCUAAAUUGGAGAAAGCGGAAAUUCUACAACUCACUGUAGAGCAUCUAAAAAAUUUGCAAUCGAAAGGUAAUUUCAUAAAAGAACCUGACUAA